UUGCGCACAUUGAUUGUUUAGUUUCAGUUUUCCGAGAGACUUUCCGGGGGAGUGUUGCAGCCGCUGACGACAUCAACGCACUUUUCACACAUCACGGCAGGCAGCUGCUUUUUUCCCUUCGGUUUAUUCUUUUUCGCUUCUCGUUUUGCUAACCCGCUUAAAAUUGGCAGAAAACCAAUUACUUACUCAAUGGCAAAAUGCUGUCCUACGAUCUCAACGAACGCCUGCUGACUGCGGUGCAGAGUGGCGACUUUGAGCAGGCCCUGGGAUGCAUCAUGCAAGGUGCCCAGGCCUCGUAUGUAUCGCCCACUUGCGGACGCACAGCCGUGGGCACGGCGGCCAUCCUGGGCGACGCCGAGCUGCUGGAGCUCCUGGUGCAAUCCUGUGAGGAUCCCGAGCUGGAUGUCUUCCAUCAGACUCACACGGAUAGUUUGGAGAUCGAACGAACGCCCGAAGGUAUGGAGAAACUUGAGUGGGUGGAUGAGUUCGAAAGUUGUUCGGAAAAUGGAGGAGGAGGCGGAGGAGAGGAUAGCCAGUUAUAUCAGUAUUACGCUAAAACCUUCGAGAAUACCGGAGAGUUCAUAUCCCAGUGCUGUGUCACGUGUCGGGAACAGGAUCCCCACCUCUACGACGCGGAUUUGGCCACACCCUUGCACUAUGCCGCCUGUUGGGGACACGAGGAAUGUGUUCGCAUCCUGCUGGAGCACAGUGCUCCCAUCAACGUGGUCAACAGCGAAGGAUACUCGCCCCUUCAUGUGGGAGCGGGUUUCGCCGGGGUCACCAAGCUCCUAAUCAAGCACGGUGCUUUGGUUAACGCCAAAACCUUGAGUGAUGGCAAGACCGCUCUUCAUUUGGCCAUCGAGAGCAAGUCCUGCGAGUCCGCUCAGUUGCUACUUCAAACCAAUAUCAACAUCAAUGACACGGACGAUGAGGGUGAAACCCCAUUGAUGACGGCCAUUGCCUGCAGUCUCGUGGAUCUGGCUCAGGAACUGGUGGAACGAGGAGCUCGUAUCAACCUGCAGGAUAAGCAAAAUCACACAGCAUUGCAGUACGCGGUAAGGGGUCGUCAUGGCAAGUUGGCCAAGUUGCUCCUGGAGCGCGGAGCCCGUCGACUGGCCUCACAACACCUUCUGCACCUUGCCGUGGAAUACAACGAUCUAGAGAUGGUGGAACUUCUGCUGCAGUACGGCGAGAGUUUAACAGUGCGAAAUGAUGAUAACCACACGCCCAUCAUGCAGGCUAUCCAUCUUCAGCGACCCGAAAUGCUGGAGUACCUCCUGAGUGUCGCGGAGGAGCACCAAAAGCUGGGCCUAUAUUCAGAUGUACAGAAUGAGGGAUUGGUUUUAUUUGCUGUGCAGCAGAUCGUCGAUGUAAAGGAGUUUGGCAGUAUCCUCCGGGUUUUGCUCGCCAAGUUGCCUAGUGCCCGGAAGGAUUUGUAUGGCUCUUGCGCUCCCACGAUUGUUUGCGGCUUGAUCUAUUGCCAAACUCCGUUGUCGAGGGCUAUCAACCUGCAUCGUCUGGAUCUGGCCGAGUUUCUCAUCCACGAGGGCUGUAAUUUAGCGCAGAUUUGCCGAGAGCAUGUUGUUAACGAGCUGAGAUCCAAUUGCUCGGCAUCUAGUUUAGCCUUUGCGAGAUUGCUCUGUAACGCUGGCUUCCUGUUCCCACACAAGCAUCGAGCUCCACCCAAGGAUUGGCCACCAGCUCGCCUGGAAUUCGAGCUGGAAAUGUCCUUGUUCGGCACCCAACCACGUUCCCUGCAAUCCAUCGCUCGUCUGGCGAUCCGUCAACGCCUCCUGAAGUCCCUCCGAAUGCGGCCCGAGCUACAGCAGAAGUAUCUCGCAACCCAGGAACGCUCCUCGCUGGGCAGGAUCAUAGAUGAGUUUGCCAUACCCGCCACACUGAAGCUCUACCUCAGCCACUUUGCCGAGCUUCCCCUGGUGAGGGGAAUGGAACCGGUCCGGAUACCUGUUAUUAAAUGCGCCGAGUCUUGGGAUUGAUUGCGCUUUAGGAAUUUAUUCAGAUUAUAUAGGUUUUAUAUAUAUGGUUAUAUGCAGCAUAUAGUUUUUGUAAAUUGGCGAUGAGUGUGUAGGAGAGGGUUGUGUUAAAUAUGUGUUAAGACUUUAUAGUAUUAUUCUUAAUUUUGCAACACCAGAUUGAUUAACACCUUCUUUACACGACUCUAAUGUGAUAUUAACAUUCUUAUAUUGUAUUACAAAUUUAGAACAGAUUUCACACACAAAUGUUCGUGAUUUUUAAAACGCCAGGGCACAGAAUUUUUGUUCUUAUCUAAUUUACUUUCACAUUUUAUGUUUACUAGGCAUGUAUAUAGUCUAUAUAGAUGAAUUAUAAGAUGUACCACUAGGUUAUUUGACUACGCCAACAUUAAGGUUACUUUUCCAUAUACAAACGAUCUCUCACACAAUGCAAAACUAACGAAGGACAUAUGCAAUUUUUAAAAAAGAAUUUUACAACGAUUUCAGGUGCAAUUUUAUAGAAAACGUGUUGACAGAUUAAAUAAACAAAAUAAAGUUUUAACG
Messenger RNA from Drosophila ficusphila, 2537 nucleotides. Its product is annotated as alpha-latrotoxin-Lt1a. Lineage: Eukaryota; Metazoa; Arthropoda; Insecta; Diptera; Drosophilidae. The transcript has 3 exons. The coding region runs from base 198 to 1997 and encodes 599 amino acids. The record is from RefSeq and is a predicted model, not a curated record. Gene Ontology annotation, molecular function: protein binding.